AUGGCUGAUCGCGUCCGUGUCCGAGGUGUCACGAUACAUAGACCGAUAAUAUAUGGCAACACUGCAACAGUCCUUACUCCUGCUGAACGGGAAACUUCUCACUAUCCCGACCACACUCAUCGGUGGACAGUCGCAGUUCGCAGCGCCACGAGCGCACCAGACUCUGAUGUUGUCGGUGGUGCAGACGAUUUAGGAUACUUCAUAAAAAGAGUCACCUUCAAAUUGCACGAUACAUAUCCAAAUCCAACCAGAAACAUCGAUAAGCCUCCAUUUGAGGUAUCAGAAACUGGUUGGGGAGAGUUUGAGAUUCAAAUCCGCAUCACGUUUGUAGCAGAGUCUGGCGAGAAAGCCACCACGCUAUACCACCACCUCAAAUUACAUCCUUGGUCAAUUACCUACCCUUUGCCCAAUGCAUCUUCAGUUCCCGCAGAGCCUGAAAUUCCGUCUCCCGAGAACGCUGCAAAGUUUGGGCCUGUGCAUAGCUGGCAAUACGACGAGAUUGUCUUUACAGAUCCAUUCCAAAAUUUCCUUACUCUUCUCACAGCACAUCCACCAACGCAACUCCCGAAAACGAGUUCAACCAAGAAGCCCAUUCCCUUUCACUCGUCUAACCCUGCGUCACUGGAAGCGAGUCUAAAGGGUGGCGUACCGGAGUUCACCAGUGCCAUGGAGAAAGAGGAGGCCGACAGGUUGGAAGAAGCGAAGGGCAAGAUUGUCAAAGAGCAGGAGAAGUGGCGAAGCAUCUUGAUAGAAAAAGAAAAGGAACUCGAAAGACUUCAGAAGCUUCUUGCAGCGAAAGAGUGA
Messenger RNA from Suillus paluster, 804 nucleotides. RefSeq names its product yeats family protein. The record is from RefSeq and is a predicted model, not a curated record. The transcript has 4 exons. Gene Ontology annotation, molecular function: histone binding. NCBI's taxonomy places the organism in Eukaryota, Fungi, Basidiomycota, Agaricomycetes, Boletales, Suillaceae. Gene Ontology annotation, biological process: regulation of transcription by RNA polymerase II; chromatin remodeling. The coding region runs from base 1 to 804 and encodes 267 amino acids. Gene Ontology annotation, cellular component: Swr1 complex; NuA4 histone acetyltransferase complex.